AUUUCAUAAUAAAAAAUAAAAAAUAACAACAUACAAAGUUUAGAUUUAGGAAAAAUAUUAAUACAUGUGAUUUAAAGUUUAAAUGUGUUAUAUUGUGUUGAAAUAUUUAAAAAAUAAGUAGAAGAUGGUAAGAGCUGGUCAAGAUAUGUUAGCGGUGUUGAGGGGUCUGCAACUGGUUGCAGAGGCGUUGUGUCAUGAGCAACGAAAAGUAGGCAAACAUUUAUGGUCUAAUUCAAGUAUACGAGAAUUAUUGGAGGAAAAUCUAAAAGUUGGAGCUGAAUAUUUAAAAUCAACUGGUCAAAAUCCAUCAAAAGAAUUGAAAAAAUUGCAAGAAUUUAUAGAAGAAAGCAGAGGUAGAACUUGCGCCGUAGCUGAGGGAGUAAAGCAAUUAGCAGGAGUACGAUUAUCGCAAGAGUUUAAAAUGAACUCAAAUCAAUUUUCAAGUGCUGAAAAUGCAACAGGUAGUGCAGGUACAGUAAAUGCUCAUGUGCAUAUGGACCAGCAACGAGGAUCCUCAUCUAAUGCAAGUGGCCGUGUUAGUAUGCAAACCAAUAUAGAUGCCGCAAAUUUAGAUAUUUCUUCAAUAACUCUGAAAGAACUUGAAGAUAUAUUAUCUAAAAGGCACAAAGACCGUGAAAUUAGUUUACGUACGGCUGCAACAAAAAGUAAGCAAGUUGUAGAAUCCGAAUCUGAAAAGAGGUCAACAGAACCAGCAAAAUCAAAAAAAGAGGAGUUCAAAGCUGAUACAGAAUAUGUAAGGAAUGUAUUAACAUUUGUAGCUGGAGAUAACUCCUCAAACGUGGACACGACAGAUUCGAAAGCUCAAAGAAAUUUACCUUCACUAAGUACCGUAGCUAAACAAAGAAAAGUUCCGUCAAGUCGUUUGGGAAGAAUGGCAUCAUUUGGUGGACUAUUUGCUGGUUUAGGAAUUGGUACUAUUAACGAAUUAACGAAGGGAGCACUUGGAAUGGGUGGUUCCAAAAAUGUUUCCGAAGCUCUAUUUAGUCCUGCAAAUGCAGAAAGAAUAGUUGAUACACUAUGCAAAGUAAGAGGUGCAGCCUUAAAAAUUGGUCAAAUUUUGUCCAUACAAGACUCCAAUGUGGUGUCUCCACAAUUGGCAAAAGCCUUUGAAAGAGUUCGUCAGGCGGCAGAUUAUAUGCCGGACUGGCAACUCGAAAGAGUAAUGUCUACUCAGCUGGGACCCGACUGGCGCAAUUCUAUUCAAGAUUUUGACGAUAAGCCCUUUGCAGCAGCUUCGAUAGGUCAAGUCCAUAGAGCAACAUUGAAUAAUGGAAUGGUUGUUGCCAUAAAAGUACAAUAUCCAGGUGUUGCACAAAGUAUAGAAAGUGAUAUAGACAACUUGGUGGGUAUGUUAAAGGUGUGGGAUGUCUUUCCACAUGGGUUUUUCAUAGAUAAUGUGGUGAAGGUGGCCAAGCGUGAAUUGACCUGGGAAGUUGACUAUACUCGAGAAGCUGAGUAUACCGAAAAAUUUAAAGAAAUGGUUGCACCCUAUAAUGAGUACUACGUUCCCAGCGUUGUAAGAGAUUUGACAACGAGUAGUGUUUUAACAACUGAAUUAGUACCAGGUGUGCCCUUGGAUAAAUGUUUCGAAAUGAGCUACGACCAUCGAAAACAUAUAGGAGAAUCUGUUUUAAAACUUUGUUUACGUGAGCUAUUUGAAUUGCAGUGUAUGCAAACUGAUCCUAAUUGGUCAAAUUUCCUAUACGAUGCCGACUCUAGACGACUAAUGUUAAUUGACUUCGGUUCUACACGAUUCUAUCAAAAAGAGUUCAUUCGGAAUUACAGAAAUGUUAUAAUGUGUGCAGUUAACAACAACCGCCAAGGAGUUCUGGAAAUUUCUAGAGAUAUGGGUUUUCUAACUGGCUAUGAAACUAAACAAAUGGAAGAGGCUCAUGUAGAUGCAGUAAUGAUAUUGGGAGAAAUGUUCCGUUAUGAGGGUGAAUUUGAUUUUGGCAAACAAAAUACUACUGAACGUAUCGCUCAUUUGGUUCCUACAAUGGUGGCACAUCGAUUAUGCCCUCCGCCAGAAGAAAUUUAUUCUAUUCAUCGUAAAUUAUCUGGAAUAUUCUUAUUAUGCGCUCGACUCAAAAUUAAACUUAAAUGUCGUCCACUAUUCGAUGAUAUUGUUGUGGCUAAAUUUAAAGAAUAGUUUAUAUAAAUAUUAUUUUAUUUAAGGGAAAGCCUUAAAAUACAUAAAUAAACGGAAAGGAUAAAUAUUUUUAGAAAUCUAAA
Messenger RNA from Lucilia cuprina (Australian sheep blowfly), 2253 nucleotides. It is a transcript of the gene Coq8, whose product is annotated as atypical kinase COQ8B, mitochondrial. Gene Ontology annotation, biological process: ubiquinone biosynthetic process. The coding region runs from base 125 to 2170 and encodes 681 amino acids. The record is from RefSeq and is a predicted model, not a curated record. Gene Ontology annotation, cellular component: extrinsic component of mitochondrial inner membrane. Gene Ontology annotation, molecular function: kinase activity. The transcript is spliced from 4 exons. Lineage: Eukaryota; Metazoa; Arthropoda; Insecta; Diptera; Calliphoridae.